Molecule: messenger RNA, 1956 nt
Organism: Triticum aestivum (bread wheat)
Lineage: Eukaryota; Viridiplantae; Streptophyta; Magnoliopsida; Poales; Poaceae
Product: protein DETOXIFICATION 40
Exons: 7
Coding region: 98-1585 (495 amino acids)
Biological process (GO): xenobiotic detoxification by transmembrane export across the plasma membrane
Cellular component (GO): membrane
Molecular function (GO): antiporter activity; xenobiotic transmembrane transporter activity
Source: RefSeq, a predicted model, not a curated record
AACAGUCAACGACGAGGGAGCACACACACCCACACUCCCACGAGCUCCUCGCCGCGCUAGCUGAGCCAGCCGAGCCUUUUGUCCUGCGAGGGCGAGCAUGGGCGGCGGGGACGAGCAUGGCGCGUCGGCUCGGCUGGAGAGCAUCCUCACGGACUCGUCGGCGCCGCGGGCGGAGCGCAUGUGGGCGGCGGGGGCGAUCGAGCUCGGGAUGCUCUUGCGGCUGGCCGUGCCGGCGGUGAUCAUGUACAUGAUCAACUUCCUCAUGUCCAUGUCCACGCAGAUCUUCUCCGGCCACCUCGGCAGCCUGGAGCUCGCCGCCGCCUCGCUCGGCAACACCGGCGUCCAGAUGUUCGCCUACGGCCUCAUGCUGGGCAUGGGUAGUGCAGUGGAGACCCUGUGCGGACAAGCCUACGGUGGACACAAGUACGACAUGCUCGGAACCUACCUACAACGCUCCGCCGUUAUCCUCUGCUGCACCGGCAUACCUCUCGCCGUGAUCUACGCCUUCUCGGAGCCACUCCUCCUCCUGCUGGGGCAGUCGCCCGAGAUAGCCCGCGCGGCGUCCAUCUUCGUGUACGGCCUCAUCCCUCAGAUCUUCGCCUACGCUAUCAACUUCCCGAUCCAGAAGUUCCUGCAGGCACAGAGCAUCGUCCUCCCCAGCGCUUACAUCUCCACGGCGGCGCUCGUGCUGCACCUGCUGCUCAGCUGGGUGGUCGUCUACAAGGUUGGUCUCGGGCUGCUCGGCGCGUCGCUGGUGCUGAGCCUGAGCUGGUGGGUCAUUGUGGUGGCGCAGUUCGCGUACAUCAUCAUGAGCCCGAUGUGCCGGCGGACAUGGACAGGGUUCACUAUCAAGGCGUUCUCCGGGUUGCCGGAAUUUCUGAAGCUCUCUGCCGCGUCCGCCGUGAUGUUGUGCCUUGAGACAUGGUACUACCAGGUCAUGGUGCUCAUCGCUGGCUUGCUGCCCAACCCGGAGCUUUCCCUGGAUUCCCUCUCAGUAUGCUUGACAAUCUCUGCUUGGGUGUUCAUGAUAUCAAUAGGUUUCAAUGCCGCCGCAAGUGUUAGAGUGAGCAAUGAGCUUGGUGCCGGCAACCCCAAGUCUGCAUUUUUCUCGGUUUGGGUCGUGACGGUGCUCUCUGCAAUAAUCGCCGUCGUCCUUGCUGUUGUGAUCAUGUGCUUCCGCAACUACAUCAGCUACAUCUUUACAGAGGGUGAAAGAGUUUCCGACGCCGUGGCGGAUCUCUGCCCGCUGCUCGCCAUCACCAUCAUUCUAAAUGGCAUCCAACCUGUACUGUCAGGUGUUGCUGUUGGGUGCGGGUGGCAACAAUUUGUUGCCUACGUCAACGUCGGCUGCUACUACAUCGUAGGUGUUCCCCUUGGUGUUCUUCUUGGUUUUGUCUUCAACUUUGGCGUAAAGGGCCUUUGGGGUGGCAUGAUUGGAGGAACGGCCAUGCAGACUGCCAUUCUGUUGUGGGUCACCAUUAGAACUGAUUGGAGCAAAGAGGUAGAGGAGGCACAAAAAAGAUUGAACAAGUGGGAUGAUACAAAGAAGGAGCCCCUUCUUGUUGGGGUUACAGAUGAUAACUAAUGGAUCGCCUCAGAUUCAUAAUUUCUUUGGGUUUGAGAUUUGCCGCCAGCAUGACUCAUUAAUUGGGAGCGACAGAAUUCAUGUAACUUGAUUCUUCAGUGGAUUAUCAGAGUUUAUGUACUAACUUGGUUGGCCUGACAGUAAUAUGCUUCUUAGUAUGUAGAGUAGACAUGGUUGGCAAGUUAGAUUUUUCUUUGGUUUGAUUGUCUUGAUGUUAUUGAUCUCUCUCUCUUACUAGUAAGGCCACUGUCUGGCAAUUUUGUAAUAAAUAUUGUAAUCAGUUAGGCUAUAUGCAUCUAUCAUGUAGAGGUGUGGCAAUAAAAUUUUCUAAUAUCUAAAAAAAAUCAAGGUUUCAAACCUUUUGACAGUAA